AUGUCUUUUCUUUCGCAAGCAGCGCGACGAUGCGCUGACUUAGCUCCCAAGCCCUUCUCGGCCUUCGGGCUGGGCUCUGUGCGUACUGCUACGAAGCGCGCGGGAGGCACUAUUCGAAACCAUGGUGGCUCGCCUGGCAAGCGGCUGGGUAUCAAGAAGUUCUCUGAACAAUACGUGAUACCUGGCAACAUCAUAGUACGACAACGCGGCACACUAUUUCAUCCCGGUCAACAUGUCGGAAUGGGCAAGGACCACACACUGUUUGCGUUGGCCCCCGGAUUCGUACGAUUCUACCGACAGCCAUAUAUGCGCGGACAGCGUAAAUUUGUCGGGAUUGUGCAGGAUAAGAGCGAGAAGCUACCGCGGGACGAAGCAGCUCAAGGACGAAGUCGAUACUUUGGAUUGGUGAACUUGAAUACCGCAAGUGCUGAACUGACGCAACCUGCGGCUUGA
Messenger RNA from Punctularia strigosozonata HHB-11173 SS5, 453 nucleotides. Its product is annotated as ribosomal protein L27. Gene Ontology annotation, cellular component: mitochondrial large ribosomal subunit; ribosome. Gene Ontology annotation, molecular function: structural constituent of ribosome. Lineage: Eukaryota; Fungi; Basidiomycota; Agaricomycetes; Corticiales; Punctulariaceae. The transcript is spliced from 4 exons. Gene Ontology annotation, biological process: translation. Bases 1 to 453 code for a protein of 150 amino acids. The record is from RefSeq and is a predicted model, not a curated record.